Molecule: messenger RNA, 7735 nt
Organism: Rhopilema esculentum
Lineage: Eukaryota; Metazoa; Cnidaria; Scyphozoa; Rhizostomeae; Rhizostomatidae
Source: RefSeq, a predicted model, not a curated record
GAUAUGGUUAAAAACAUAGUUAGAAAGUUUUUGUUCUUUAAUUGACUUUUUGGUGUAUCUUGAACGAAAAUAUCCUUUAAUAGGCUUACGUGGAAUUUUUUUUUUCAACACGGUAAUCUUGUCUAGAUAAAUGCCUUUAUGCCAAAACAUUGAAUAUUUGUGAUUAAAAAGAUUCAGCAGUCCCCAAAAAACAGGCUCUGUCUCUGACUAGUUGGCUGGUAUAGGGAACAGCUCCUUGCCAGAGUUAUGGCCAGCAUGCACGGCUUCAUCCCUGGAUGAACACUGGAACUAACCUAUUAACCUCUAGUACGCAAUACCCAUUAUGGGGACUGUACGAUAACAUUUAGAUUAGAUUAGAUUGAAAGCUUGUGUUGAAUCUUGAAAUAUCUCAUGGGAGGUAAAAAACUAUAACAUUUGUCUCAGGAUUUCAUAACAUUUAUGAAUAUUACAAAACUGAACUUUAUAUAAAGUGUUUUCCAUUUCUUGUGCAAAAAUGGCAUCUUUUCACAAGAUUUUUUUGUAGCAAGAAAAUAAUUAACUAAUUCAUUUCAGGCAUCCUUCAAAUUUAUGUUAUUUCCAUCCCCUCUUAGUUAGUUAAUUCAUUGAAAAGAAUAAAAAAUUACUGUCCUUGAAAAAGAUAAUAUGUAAUUCAUAUUGCAUUGUUUUAAAAGAGUAUACAUUUUCAACUUUUCAUUCAAUAUGACAUGACAAAUUAGAUAUGGUAGUUGGAAUUCAAUUUCAUAUGUUUUCUUUAUCAAUAAAGAAAGAACAAGGUUUAGUGUAACAAUAAAAUAGACAAGAGCAUUUUAAAUUAUCUAUGAAAAGUAUUCUUUAGAUUCCUGGAAAACAAAAAAAGCACAAAGUGUAGAAUACAGGUGCUGUACCUCAAGCUUUAAGAAUGUGGAAAGGAGAAGGCACCACUAAGAAGGGGGGCUAGGGGGCUAUAGUUUUUGCAAAAGAUGAAAAAAGAUUACCAAUGAAUCACCAGUCAAACCAUUUACUUUCAAUUUGAGCCCCCAAAUUUUUUAGACUCCCCACUUUUCUCAAUGCUCCACAGUGCCUGAAGGAGGUAUAAAGCAGAAACAGUUUGAUCAUCAGUCAUUAUAGAUAAAUGGCAAAUCCACUAAUUUUUACCUCAUUUUCUGCAAAUCCACUACUUGCUCCACAUUCAAAUUGCAUUCCAUUGCUUUAAUUGCCUGUAUGGAACAGAAAUGCAAAAAUCCUGUGCAAAAUACCCCGGAUCUGUGCGUCCUGACACCCCCCCCCCCUCUGAAAUGCAUUGGGUCUACUUCUUCCUUUGGACCAGCCUCUAUAAUACUGUGCUGCUUUGAGAAUGCAGUCAGACAUGGUUAUAACCACAUUGUAAUGAGAAGGAUGGGCAUGGCUGUGUAUUCAGCUGUCAAAGUGAGGGGCAAAUAAUUUAAUUUAAUUAUAUUUACCUCUGGGCAGAAAUACUAUUGUUCAUCAAAAGCUCCCUGAAAAUCAUUUCGUUUUCUUGGAAAUCUUGCACAAUAUUUGCAAGAGUGAAUUGCCCCUCAUGUAAAAGCAUACAGCAUUUUGAAAGCUGUUGUGAGAUAAAAAUCUAUGUUUAAUUUUUUUAUUUGCAAUUUUCAUCAUUUUGGCUUUGGUGCUCAAGCUUUAAAGACCCAAGUUUUAAAAAAUACAAAAAAUCGGCUGAUUGCUGAAUUUAAAUUUUCAUUUAGAAAUACUCUUAAAAACUCAAUUCUGACUGGACAAAGGAUAUGCGGGGGAGGGGGGAGGGAUGUUAUGAUCGCAGCUUCCCGGCCCACCAGAACCAAUGGUCCUGAUUUUGCCAUGCAUAAAUCUUGAUUCCUACUGUUAAGAGCAGCUGUUCAUUUGACUCCUGAUGUGCGCUAAAUAAUUUAUUAGUUUUGUGUCUGCGCUGUUUUAAAUGAAGAUGUUUGAAGUUUUGAAAACACAAUUCGAAACUUUUAGCUGGUUGCUAGGUGAAACAGUGGAACAAAGAGUAACAGCAACAAACAACAACCGCAACAAAAAGAUUAAAUGACCAUGGCGACGAUAAGACCAAUUUACGUGGAAUACCAUUACACGCUGUUUUGAUUUGAAUCGCCGUUUGGUGAAGGUUUUCCGAAAUGUUUACAAUUUUCAGAAUAUGAAGAAUAAGUCUCGGAUAUGUCUAAUAUUAUGGUUAAAAGGCCUCCUUCAGAAGAUCUGAUUGAUCUUCAUGUAUUUGUUGUUCCAAUUGAAUCCUGGCUAGGAAAAUACAGUGUUGCAUACAACAAUGUUGCAUUGCAGUCAACAUCUGGUGGAUUCAUUAGAGUUUACCCCCAUGCCACUUUACAAAUCGUUCGAGAACUGAUUGAAGAGCAGCUUGAAACUGAUGUAAUCCCUGAUCAUUAUGUGUUCUUAAGAAGUGUUGGAAGAUGCCUUGCUAUUGUCAAUCAAAAUCAAGAAAAGACAUUAAAAGCAAAACAUUUUCUUCCUCCUGUGGCAUUUUCCCCAGAAAUAUUUAUUUUGCCUGGCACCCACGAGUGGAUUGCGUCAUUGAGAAAACAGACUAAAAGCAUCGUUGUCAAUGGAGACAUCGCCCUUGAGGAUGAAUAUCGCCUUGGAAGCAAUGAUUACUUUAGAAAAGAAACAUCAGAUAGCUACCCUCGUUCUGAGCAAUAUAGCGAAGACGGUUACAUAAAUUCGAAUAGACACGAUUCACGCGAAGAUGCUCCCACGCAGCGUCCUGUCAGUGAUCACGCAUCACCUCCUUACGAUAAUCAAACUUCCCAAGAGGGCACAUCUGAUGGUACGAGAGAUCCAUCGGAGAUGCUUCCCGAGGGUGCGCAGUUAAAAAGAAAUCGUCGUCAUUUGAUUGACGUUAUCAAAGCAAAGCAAAAAGUUCCUGGAAAAAGUAACUACAGAAAGGAUCAUCAGAAUAACAAUAGGUACGGGAAGGAGACAGAAGGUUCUAAUGGGCGUUACCAAAGCCCAUCGUAUGAGACUAAUAACAAUGAUAGUAGUACCUCGGAUGAUAAAGAAGGUUCUGUGAACAGGGUAGGCUCAAGUGAGGAAGAUAUGAAAAUUGAUCGCCUUAAUGGAUUAGAAGACCCGGGAAAGAAGGGGUACUCGAAGGAUAUGAGAAACAACGAGAACCGCGAUGAAUCCCAACAUAAAACAAGCCCACAGGUGUCUAAACAAAGAAAGGAAAAUACGAAUGGCGAAAAUUCGAGGUCAGAUAGGUUUGACGUGAGUCCUAGAACAACAUUGAGUGAAGGUGAAAUGUCCGGCGGAAAUGGUAAAAAAGAGAAAGAUGCAUAUUCUUUAUCUGCUGAGAAAGAUGAAGCACAAAAGAGGCAACGUAGUGAGACUUUUCCACGUGGAGGUCCGGCCAUCCAAGUUUUGCACCCGGAGAUAGUAAACAACCAAACUUCGCCUUUAGGACUCAACAGGCCAUCACCGAUACCCUCUGCAAAUGUCAUUCACAGUACCUUGACCAUGGAUAAUUAUGGAAGGGCGAGUGAACAGAAGUUUGUGAAACCGGAUAAACCUGCAAUCGAGGUUGAGGAGGGGCCUGAAAGUCAGGAAAAUGAUGUGAUUGAAAAUGAAAAUGAAGAUCCUCAAUCAGAAAUCCCUGAAGAUAAGAGUCAGCAGCCUGCUAGGACCCCAAACCCAGAAGAUUUAAGAAGAAUAGAGGAGGAAAAGAAGAGGAUAGGAGACGAAAAACGGAGAAUGGAGGAGAUGAAAAAGAAUAUAGACAAUGAUGCGAUGCAAAUGAUGAAAGACAUGGAAGAGCUGUUGCAAAGAAAGAAGGAAGAAGAAGAGAAAAGAAAGGAAGAAGAGGAGAGGCGGAAAAAAGAAGAAAAAGAGAGAGCAGAACGCAAGAAAAACGAAGCUGCUCAACUUCGAGAUCAGCUCAUCAAGAUUCGGGAAGCAAGGAUUGAGAGACAAAAACAAAGGGAAGGACUGAUGAAGAAUGCUCGAGAACUAAAAGCCAAGGUGACAGCAAAGCGUGGACCAGAAAUGAGCAUCUGGGAAUCAAAAUAUCAAGCAGAAAAGCAGCGAGCUGCCAUCCUUGAGGAAGAGCUUGGUAAUUUGAAGUCAGAACUGGCUGCAAGCCAAAAGAAGCUAUUGAAGAGUUUGGAGCAGAAAGAUUCAGAUGAACCAAGUGAGCAGAAGUCUCCGCGAACGAUUGUUGGGCCAUCACAGUUGAAUAAUUUAAAGAAUGAAGUACGCAGAUUAAACAAAGAAAAGGACCGUGUUGAGGAAGAUAUUCAAAAGACAAAACGAAAACUUCUAUUAGAGUCACAGCAAAAAGCAACUGCCCACCAACAACUGAAAGAGAUGCGAAGAGAUAAAAAGGCUUCAAGUGUGAAAGCGGAAGCAGUUUCAACUCCUAGAACUAAGUUAAGUAAUGCAGAACAGUAAAAAACUUGCCAAUUUUAAUUAAAUACAAUAAUACAUUUCACGACAAGGGGUACAUUAAUCCACAAUAAGGAUGUGAAACUGGCUAACUUUAAAACCAUAUAUGGUAUAUAUAUAAAAACAGAACAAGCAUCCACUUCAUAAAUUUGUGAACAUAUGACAACUCACAAAUGUUUGUCCUAACAGUUUACUUUUAGAUACUCACAAGCAAAACAUAUAACGAAACAGAUGAAAUCAAAUUGCUUCAAAAAGUUUUGAUGUCGAAAGAAAAUCGUUUGUUAUAGAUUUGAAAGAGUCUAUCAUGAAAGGUCAAGAUUCAGUUUGAUGUUAAAAGUUGAAAAUGCAUUUCUGGGGCUGCUUUAUAUGUCACUACAAGGCAGUCGAGGAUAUGUACAAUUUAAGGCACUAUAUCACUAUCCCCCUCAAGCGACUCAGAGCCCCUGAACAGUUGACUGAGAGGGCACAGCGCGUUUAACUGUGCAAAACAUCCAUUUAUGUCUUACCAACUCUUUUAGUUUUCUUGUUCAACUUGACCUAAGUAACACACAAAAUUAGAUGGGUCAGCUUAUUAAGUACCUAUAUGCAGCUUCUUUGACACGCUUACAAAUUUGGUGUUGAGUGUACUUGGCAAAAGAUGGCAGAACUGUCUUCAAAUUCAGAUCAUACUUGCUUUUUCUGAAUCAAUCCAGUACAAUUGCAUUUUAACAGACUUUUGUGCUAAUUAAAUGCCAUGAUUUAACCAAACCGUGACAGCUGGUCACAUAUAAGCCUAGCAGUGCUGCAUCUAGUAUUUACACAGUACCAAUUUUGUUGUGCACAUUAAGCGAGAUUAAGUGCAUUACGGGGAGCAUUAUCCAUAUUUGCAUAAAUUGCUCAUUGUUGAAUUUUAUCAUUUAAAUUUGAAAGAUAUAUUUUUCAAAAAGACACUAACCAAUUUUGAAUUAUAUUUGUAAGUAAAAGAAUUUGUAUAUAGCAAAAUAACACUUCUUUGAACUCAUCAGGUGUUGUAUCAUAACUGCACUGUAUUUUUUCUUUUGAGUUAUGAAUUCACAGUUAUCAAUAUCAGUCUUCGUCAUAAGGAAAUCACAAUGGUAAACCAGACGCAUUAUUUCUUUCAUGCGUGCGAUUCACACUCUUACAUAUCUGGCUAUUUCAGACCCUGUUUACACUGUCCCCUUCAAAAACGGGACCAUGACGGCACAAAAUUCAUCUGUUUUCGUAGCAGGUUCAAAACUAUUCCGGAUAGCAGAGGGCGAAAAUUUGUUGUUUCCCCGGCAAAUUUUCUUUAUUUUUCAGAUUCUGAGAUGCGUAAUGAAAGUGGCAAAAAGGCACUAAAGCUUUUUUGAGACUUUUUGUCACUGUUGAUCUGAGAUGACAUUUAGCUCCUUGACAAAAUUUUUUUUUCAAUGUUUAGAAAUAAAGCGAAGUUAAAAACAAGAAUGGGUUUUUACUACUUCGAUCUAUGAAGACCCAGUUUUUCAAAAAAUAACAAACAGGCUGAAUGGAUAAAAUAAUAAAGAAACCCUAUACUGUGAAGGUUCAGUGUCCAGGUCGCGCAGUUAUAUUUGAAACCAUGCUGGAUUCACGAAUUUUCUGAUAUGGCGUUCAAUUCAGUUGAAAGUUGCUUUAAGAUAUAAUAAGAAACUCCUCCAAAGAAGCUUAACUCUAAGCUACCCUCGAAGGCGUUACAAUUAGAAACAACCGCGACUAAGAAAAUUUUGAUUGUAAACAUGACAAACUUUCAAGAAACCGACUAACAAACCUCAACAAGAACAUAAGAACUGCAUUAUACACAAUUAAAUUCAAAGCAAUCCUGACUCUGUGCUUCAUGUUAUGUAUAAGGUUUUAAAUUUCAUCGCUAUUACUGUUAUUAUUGCUGUAAACAAAGUCAUCAUCUCCACAAAUGCCUCCAUGACUAGACUUUUCCAUUAUUAAAUUCUUCUCGUCAUUACUUCAAUCAUAAUCUGAUUUCGCGAUCAGCUCAUUGUUAUUCUCUUGAUCUCUCUUUUUCUUCUUUGGUGGCUCGUCCUCUGCUGCUUUUAUUUUCCGGCGGGUCUCCCUGUAUAUUUUAAUAUCUUUCUUGGGCAGUCCAGUUUUUAUCGUUUAUAUAGAUGCAUAAUGGCAUCUCCAUUCGUUUAUGUGAUAAACACAGUCCCUAUCUGAUAGUAUCAAGCGUAGUGUACUAAAUGUUCUCUCUACUGUAGAAUUCGAGCCACUACCCCAGAAUCUUUCUCAUCGUCUCAGUACGCAGGGUCAAUGAAUUUCAUUGAUGCAAAAAUCUCGUCUGAGAAAUAGGCGAAUCUCUCUUGUAGAAGCUCCUUUAACACUUUACCAACAUCCCGUUUUGCUUUGCCAGCUCUUUGUCUGGUUUUCUCACCCAAAUGGCAUAAGUCUUUGAAAAUGUAGCCGGCGCUUUGAUUGUGUGACCUUCUUUGAUAUACUCUGCUUUGACAAACAACUCCCUUCCAUCAGUAUGAAUUUGAAAUCUACUCCGGUUGAUUUGCAGAAGUUUAUCGUCCCCUCCAGCAUUGUGGAUGCAUUCUUAUAACAAGCUGACUUCCAGCGCAGGCUUAACUUGUUGGGGCAAAAGACCCUCUCCUUAAAAUAUUUUCAAACAUUCUUUCAUUUUUUCAAGCAGAUCAAGGUAUGUACAGACGAGGGUCAAGAACUUAAAUGACUUUUUGAGAACUCUUUUGAUCUUUUCUUUAGAGGCCUCGUAGGAUGGACUUGCAAUGAUGUUUUCAUAUCCUUCAAUAAAUGCUGGCCACAUAUCUAGCAGUUUCUUGAAGGCGCUCGAUCUGUGACCAAUAAAUCUUGUUCCUGUUAUUUUCGAAAGUUUGUAAUAUUGGAUGUUUAACGCACUUGCUGCCGCUUUUAUUAUUCCAAAUACUUAUCCUGAAUUCUUCAGGAGAGUAAAAUUUGCUUGAUAAAAAUCAUAAAUGGCUUGAAACUCGGUAUCAAUAAAGGCCUUCUUUACCGCCAGCUCCACCCUGUGAUUUGCACAAUGAAUAUUCUUCCAUAUAUCUAAAUAUGUUUGGUUAACUUCUCUGCUGUUUAGGUAACCUGUCAGUUGUUUUGCAAGCAAUAACAAUAUUGCUUUAAUCGAUAUCAACUCUUAAAAAUACUGUGUAGCAGUAAAAUUUAGAAAAUAUUCAUGAACAUUUUGCUGAGCAUCAAUUAGUAACAUUGUAAAGAUAAUUUGCUGUUGUUAUUUCUACUAUCCUGACAGACAGCGUCUGCCAUAUUAUUAUUACACAAGUUUGAUGUUCUGUCUCAAUGACACCUAGGCUAGCAGAUAUGUUAAGCUGCCAACAGAAUACUUGUUCAUCAAUAUUUUGUG